UAGAGUACAGACCGUUUUAUUUUGCUAUUGCUUACAAAAAACAAGACUAAAAUUUGGGUAACUUUUAUUGGACGAUUGUGUAUUAGUUAAAAUGUUCUCAACCAGCUCUCAACGAAAGUUUUGGACCUUCAGUGAUGAAAGCGAGAUAGCUCGUCACCGAGAAAAGCACAAUUUGGAAUACAUAUCAAAACAUGGCCAACAUAUUGAUGAAUAUCAAAGAUAUAACUUUUUUCUUUCGCCAGAAGAAGAAAGGCUGCUGCUAAAACAAUACGAGCUUCACUUAAAAGAGUUUUGCAAAAGAUUCAUGCCACCAAUGCCGAAAGGAGUAGUGGGCACUGCGUUUCAUUAUUUCAAAAGAUUUUAUUUAUAUAAUUCAUCAAUGGACUAUCACCCUAAGGAGAUUCUAGCUACUUGCGUGUAUUUAGCUUGUAAAGUUGAAGAGUUUAAUGUUUCAAUUGGUCAAUUUGUUGCUAACAUCAAGGGUGACAGGGAAAAAGCCUCAGACAUCAUAUUAAAUAAUGAAUUGCUUUUGAUGCAACAACUAAACUAUCACUUAACAAUUCAUAAUCCAUUUCGACCAGUUGAGGGGUUUUUAAUAGAUAUUAAGACGAGAUGCACACUCGCAAAUCCCGAGCGCUUAAGAAGUGGCAUAGAUGAAUUUCUUGAGAAAGUAUUUCUGACAGAUGCAUGCUUACUUUAUGCACCGUCUCAAAUUGCUUUAGCUGCGGUUCUUCAUGCAGCUAGCAAAGAACAAGAGAACUUGGAUAGCUAUGUAACCGAUAUGUUAUUCCGUGAUGCAGGCCAAGAUAAAUUAGCCAUACUCAUUGAAGCAGUACGCAAGAUACGAUCAAUGGUUAAAAUGGUAGAAAGUCCAGCACGGGAGCGUGUAAGAAUAAUUGAGAAGAAAUUAGACAGAUGUCGUAAUCAAGAGAAUAAUCCUGACAGCGAGAUAUAUAAGAGGCGUAUGAGAGAAGCGCUCGAUGAAGAUGACCUUCCGCACACUGGUUCGAGUAGAAUGUCACUUGAUACCAGCGGUAUAUCACAAGUUCUAUCUCCAUCUGCUUCGUAGAUAAUAAGAAAAAUAACAAGUUCUGACAUUAAUAUUUAAAAUAAACAUAUGACUUUUAUUUAA
Nymphalis io (European peacock) is the source of this 1132-nucleotide messenger RNA. It is a transcript of the gene CycH, whose product is annotated as cyclin-H. Gene Ontology annotation, cellular component: nucleus; transcription factor TFIIK complex. Lineage: Eukaryota; Metazoa; Arthropoda; Insecta; Lepidoptera; Nymphalidae. The record is from RefSeq and is a predicted model, not a curated record. Gene Ontology annotation, biological process: DNA-templated transcription; regulation of cyclin-dependent protein serine/threonine kinase activity; regulation of transcription by RNA polymerase II. Gene Ontology annotation, molecular function: cyclin-dependent protein serine/threonine kinase regulator activity. The coding region runs from base 92 to 1069 and encodes 325 amino acids. The transcript has a single exon.